Rubroshorea leprosula is the source of this 696-nucleotide messenger RNA. Lineage: Eukaryota; Viridiplantae; Streptophyta; Magnoliopsida; Malvales; Dipterocarpaceae. The record is from the annotation of a GenBank genome assembly.
AGGCUAAAAACAAAGGAUAACCCGAGGAAAAGGGGUAUGACUGGGACUGAUACUUGUGUUCUGUGUGGUGAAGCUGCUGAAGAUAGGGAGCACCUGUUCUUUGCAUGUGGCUACAGUACAUUGGUUGGGCAGACGGAGCAGAGUUUACUGAGUAUUGUGCGACAACCAUCAAGACUUUACAACACGUUAGAUUGGCCUGUUAGUCCUGUUGAGAAGUUGCUGGUUUCUGGUUUUUCUAUUGCCAGUUUCGGGGCUUUUGAUUUAUCUAGUGACUGUAAAGUACGGCGUAUGUCUGGGGUGGGAAUGUUUAUGUCCCUUACGGGCUUCGGAUUUAAGAUGCUUUUUUUUUUUGUUUCCCGCCCGAUAUCCGAGGUUUCGCUCCGACUACUCUGGACUCGACCAGCUGUGGCGCACCAGAAUGGUGGGUGGGUCUCCCAACGAAGGCUGCUGCGUACACAAGGUUUCGAACUCGAGACCUUGUUUAAGCUGGAACAAGUCGCUUGCCACUUGAUCUAACCCCUCGUUGGUGGAUUUAAGAUGCUUUUAAAUUGUUGUGAAAUACUCUAACUAUAUAGUUAUGAUUGUGGUUAUGUUAAAGUGUAUAUUAUACUGUAAUUAUAGUUGAAUCUUGAAUGUCAUUUUGAUAUUUGGUUAUUGAUUUUUUAAAAGUAUUAUAAAUAAAAUAUGAUAGAUUUU